Morchella sextelata is the source of this 150-nucleotide messenger RNA. RefSeq lists its product as uncharacterized. Lineage: Eukaryota; Fungi; Ascomycota; Pezizomycetes; Pezizales; Morchellaceae. The coding region runs from base 1 to 150 and encodes 49 amino acids. The record is from RefSeq and is a predicted model, not a curated record. The transcript has a single exon.
AUGUACGCUCUCCCAGCUCCAGAUGCACCCCUUCAGAUUGAAUGGCAGCCGGUGCCUCUCCAACUUGAUGCCACCGGGCAGACACAGCUUGUUAAGAAGCCCAGGACCGCUCUACAGACCUACAUUCCCGGUUGUGAGCCUGCCUGGUAG